CGGACCGAAUCCCCCAGCUGCAGUUCCUGCCUUUCCCUUCCCCUCCCACAUCGCGAACCCUGCACGCUACGGCGACCGCGCCGCGUGAGAUCCCGAACCCCGACCGACCGGCCGCCCCGCCGUCGCGCAUGCGCUCGCCGUGACCGGAUCUCGCGCCAUGGCCAUCGCGGAGGCGUCCCCCUUCGCGGACCUGCCCUUCCCCGACGACCUGCCGGAGUUCCCGCACGGCCCCGUCGGGGACGACGACGCCUUCGCCCUGGACGGCUUCGAUCUCGACGAUCUGGACAUCGACUUCGACUUCGACCUCGACCUCGACCUCCUCCCCACCGACGACGUGCGGCUCCCGUCGCCGCCGCCGCCGCUCGCCACGUCCUCCUCCUCGGCCGGGUCGCCGGGCGGGGCAGGGGACUCCUCCUCCGGCUCCGGUGGCGGAGCGGACGGCGGCCUGAAGAACGACGAGUCCUCGGAGACGUCUUCGAGGAGCGCGAGCGCUGGGAGCGACGGCAAGGCUAAGGAGGGGGAGGGUGAGGACGACAAGCGGCGGGCGCGGCUGGUGCGGAACCGGGAGAGCGCGCACCUGUCGCGGCAGAGGAAGAAGCAGUACGUGGAGGAGCUGGAGGGGAAGGUCAAGGCCAUGCAGGCCACCAUCGCCGACCUCUCCACCAGGAUCUCCUGCGUCACUGCUGAGAACGCCGCUCUCAAGCAGCAACUGGCCGGUGCUGGUGGAGCAGGCGUCCCGCCGCCGCUGCCGAUGUACCCGGGAUUGUACCCUUUGCCGCUGCCAUGGAUGCACCCGGCUUAUGCGAUGGGAGCGCGCGGCUCCCAAGUGCCGCUCAUGCCGAUACCUCGGCUGAAAACCAAGCAGCCUGCGUCGGCUGCCGCAGAGCCACCGGCCAAGAAGUCUAGGAAGACCAAGAAGGUUGCCAGUGUUAGCCUCCUUGGAUUGCUGUUCCUGACGAUGCUCUGUGGGUGUUUGGUUCCUGCGGUAAAUCGGAUGUAUGGAGCAGUUGAUUCCCGAGAAGGAAUUGUGCUUGGUCCAUCACAAUCACGUCAUGGGAGGGUUCUGGCUGUUGACGGGCCUCGAGAUGGUGUCCCGGAAGGUGUUGAUUCGAAGUUGCCACAUAAUUCAAGUGAGACGCUCCCGGCCUUGUUGUAUAUUCCAAGGAAUGGGAAGCAUGUCAAGAUCAAUGGAAAUCUUGUUAUCCAGUCUGUUGUUGCGAGUGAGAAAGCUUCUUCGCGCAUGUGUCACUCUGAUGGGAAGACUUCAUGUAACCAAGGACAAGAAGAUACUAGUUUGGCAAUUCCUGGCCAUGUUGCUCAGUUGAAUUCUGGAGAAGUCAUGGAAUCUGCUAAAGCAAUAAAAAAUAAACUGAUGGCUUUACCUCCUGGAGAUGGAAGCAUAUACAGAGACGAUGAUGAAUUACUGCCACAAUGGUUUAGUGAAGCAAUGUCAGGUCCUAUGUUGAGUUCCGGAAUGUGCACC
Messenger RNA from Triticum urartu, 1483 nucleotides. RefSeq names its product bZIP transcription factor 60-like. Gene Ontology annotation, cellular component: endoplasmic reticulum membrane; nucleus. The record is from RefSeq and is a predicted model, not a curated record. NCBI's taxonomy places the organism in Eukaryota, Viridiplantae, Streptophyta, Magnoliopsida, Poales, Poaceae. Gene Ontology annotation, molecular function: DNA-binding transcription factor activity. Gene Ontology annotation, biological process: regulation of DNA-templated transcription.